This is a messenger RNA of Molossus molossus (Pallas's mastiff bat), 1312 nucleotides long. RefSeq names its product transmembrane protein 116 (gene TMEM116). Gene Ontology annotation, biological process: adenylate cyclase-activating G protein-coupled receptor signaling pathway. The coding region runs from base 106 to 1119 and encodes 337 amino acids. Gene Ontology annotation, cellular component: plasma membrane. The record is from RefSeq and is a predicted model, not a curated record. Gene Ontology annotation, molecular function: G protein-coupled receptor activity. The transcript is spliced from 11 exons. NCBI's taxonomy places the organism in Eukaryota, Metazoa, Chordata, Mammalia, Chiroptera, Molossidae.
GAAGAAGCCAGCCAUUAUUUCUUCCUGCCUUCGGUCCGUCAGGCAGUCGGUUGGGAUCCACUACUACUUUCGAUUUAUUCGGCAAUACAGUGGAUACAAUUUGUCAUGGCUACUCUGAGUGUUAUAGGUUCAAGUUCACUUAUUGCCUAUGCUGUAUUCCAGAAUAUAGAGAAAUCUCAAGAGAUAAGGCCACUAUUUUAUCUGAGCUUCUCUGACCUCCUCCUGGGGAUAUGCUGGCUCAUUGAAGCACUUCUCUAUGGAACUUCAGUAGCCAAUAAGGACAUCGUCUGCUAUAACCUGCAAGCAGUUGGACGGAUAUGCUACAUUUCCUCAUUUUUCUACACCGUCAAUUACAUCUGGUAUCUGUACAAAGAGCUAAGGAUGAAACACACCCAGAGUGGACAGAGCACAUUUUCCCUGGUUAUAGAUAAUACUUGUAGAGUUGGUCAGAUAGCCAUCAUCUUGUCAAGUCUAAUACCUCUACUAUUGAUGAUACCUGUAUUCUGUCUGGGCAAUGCCAGUGAAUGUUUCCGCAACUUUAGCCAGAGCCAUAGGUGUAUCCUGAUGCACUCACCACCAUCAGCCAUGGCUGAACUCCUGCCUUCUGCCAACACAUCAGUCUGUAGCGCACUUUAUUUUUAUGAGCUCACCAUUUUCCUGGCCAGCUUUCUACUCAGCCUCUUCACCAUUGUGGCCUUACUCAUCCAAGCCCAGACAGUGUAUAAGAAGUUUGUGAAAUCGACUGGUUUUCUGGGAAGUGAACAGUGGGCAAUGAUUCACAUCAUGGAGCAGCGAGUGCGCUUCUACCCAGUGGCCUUCUUUUGCUGCUGGGGCCCAGCUGUCAUUUUGAUGAUCAUAAAGCUGAUAAAGCCACAGGACACCAAGCUUCACAUAGCCCUCUAUGUUCUUCAGGCUCUAACAGCAUCAUCCCAGGGUCUGUUCAACUGUGGAGUAUAUGGAUGGACACAGCACAAGUUUUUUCAACUAAAGCAAGAGACUCGACGUGAUGCAGACACCCAGACACCAUUAUUAUGUUCACAGAAAAGAUUCUAUAGCAGAGGCCCAGAUCCAUUGGAAUCUACCCUUGCUUUUGCUACCAGCACCUCUACCACUCUUUGAAACUGGAAUACUGGAAUACAGGAAUUGGAGUUAUUCCACACUAACAGAUUGGGAAGAGUGUUGGGGAACAUUAAGUCUUUUCUAACCAUACCUUAAAUUAUGAAAGUGAAAGGGAAUAUAGUGCCAUUGUUAGUAGCCAUUCUAGGUAAAUUGGGCAACAUCUUUUCAUUAUACUCAGAUUCAGUAGUGAUCC